AACGCCGAUGCGUCAAACACUCACAGAGCUAUAAAUACGGCUGCGCGCAGCGCACAGUUAGACAUCUUCCCCCCAAAUCAAACGACGGGCACAGCGGAGCAGCAACCGCGUGGAAUCCGGCGUUUUCAUCUGCACUUCCUCUGCGGCUCAUUUCCCACGUUUGUAUCCAGAUCAUGCCUUCAAUGCGCGGACUGCCUGUGCAGCACGUCGUGGUGGCAGCUGUGUGCUCCGCGCUCCUUACUGUGACGCUGGGGUCCCCGGUGGUGGGGCCAGAACCGAUCCGGUGCGCGCCGUGCUCUCCGGAGAGGCUGAGCCAGUGUCCUGCGGUGGCGCCCGGGUGCGCCGAGGUGCUGCGGGAGCCCGGCUGCGGAUGCUGCCUCGCAUGCGCCCUGAAGGCAGGCGAGCUGUGCGGGAUCUACACGGCGCCGUGCGGCUCCGGGCUGCGGUGCGCCCCGAGACCCGACGACCCGCGGCCGCUGCACGCCCUCACCCGCGGACAGGCCGUGUGCACGGAGAGCUCCGCGCCGCAGCCCACCUCCGAGCCUGAGGCACAAGAUCAGGAAGAGCCAGAGCCGGAGAUGGACAACUCAGCCAUCAUCUCGGACCCCGGCUCCAGCCACUACCUCCCGGGUUUCAGCAAGCCCCACGACGCGCGGGUUCUGGCCGACGUUCAGGAGAGCAUGAAAGCCAAACUCAUUGCCAUCCGCAGGAAGCUGGUGGAGCAGGGUCCCUGCCACCUGGAGCUGCAGACAGCUUUAGACAGGAUUGCCAAAUCCCAGCAGAAAUUAGGGGAGAAGUUAACCAGAUUCUACCUCCCGAACUGCGACAAGCACGGCCUUUACAAACCCAAGCAGUGCGAGUCGUCUCUGGACGGACAGAGGGGUCGAUGUUGGUGCGUGAACUCCUGGAACGGGAAGAAACUUUUAGGUUCCACCGACCUGCCUGCAGAUGCCGAGUGCCCUUAAAGACCGACCUGAAGCAGAUCUCAGAAGAAGAAACAAGCCACUGAUUUUUCUUUUUCUUUUUGGUAGCUGUUUAUUUAUUGAUCUCGUCCAUGGUGGUGUUUAAUUCAGGUACACUGUCAUUGUGGGACAAUGGGCCCCAACCACCCUGAACCCCCCCUCAGCCCCCCUUCAAUCCCUGUCCCAAAGAGAAAACUAUUUUUUAUUUUGCUG
Nematolebias whitei (Rio pearlfish) is the source of this 1175-nucleotide messenger RNA. It is a transcript of the gene igfbp1a, whose product is annotated as insulin-like growth factor binding protein 1a. Gene Ontology annotation, biological process: regulation of insulin-like growth factor receptor signaling pathway. The transcript is spliced from 4 exons. Gene Ontology annotation, cellular component: extracellular region. The coding region runs from base 174 to 965 and encodes 263 amino acids. NCBI's taxonomy places the organism in Eukaryota, Metazoa, Chordata, Actinopteri, Cyprinodontiformes, Rivulidae. The record is from RefSeq and is a predicted model, not a curated record. Gene Ontology annotation, molecular function: insulin-like growth factor I binding; insulin-like growth factor II binding.